AUGAAACAAAUAUCCAACAAAAUUUCUUUAAAUAAAAAUAAAUUGAGCAAUGUGACUGAGGUCACAGAGUUCAUACUUACAGGCUUCACAAAUAAUAAGAACCUGCAACUGUUACUAUUUCUUUUAUUUCUUGCAAUUUACAUUUUUACUUUGAUAGGUAACUUGGGAUUGGUUUUGCUGGUAAUUGGAAAUCUGAGACUCCAUAACCCCAUGUACUAUUUUCUAAGUGUUUUAUCAUUAUUAGAUGCCUGUUAUUCAACAGUUGUCACACCAAAGAUGCUGAUCAAUUUCCUUUCAAAAGAUAAAUCCAUCUCCUAUCCUGGGUGUGUAACACAGAUGUUCCUCUUUGUUGCUUUCGGGAACACAGAAUGCUUUCUCUUGGCAGCAAUGGCUUACGACUGCUAUGUAGCCAUUUACAACCCACUUCUCUAUGCAGUAAGCAUGUCACCUAGAGUUUACCUGCCACUCAUCAUUGUAUCCUAUGUUGGGGGAAUUAUAAAUGGUUCUGUCCACACAGGAGCCACUUUCAGUCUAUCCUUUUGUGGAUCCAAUGAAAUUAGACAUGUCUUCUGUGAUGUUCCUCCUCUCCUGGCUAUUUCUUGUUCUGACACCCACAUCAAUCAGCUUCUUCUCUUCUACUAUGUAGGGACUGUUGAGAUCAUCACUAUUCUGAUCGCUCUUGUUUCCUAUGGCUUCAUUCUCUUUGCCAUUCUCAUGAUGAAGUCUGCUGAAGGGAGGAGCAAAGUUUUCUCCACAUGUGGAGCUCACCUCACUGGAGUGUCCAUCUAUCACGGUACCAUCAUAUUCAUGUAUGUGAGACCCAGUUCCAACUAUGUCUUGGAGCAUGACAUGAUUGUAUCCAUAUUUUAUAUCAUUAUUAUUCCUAUGCUCAAUCCCAUCAUCUAUAGUCUGAGAAACAAAGACGUAAAGACUGCAAUGAAAAAAUUCUUUGAGAAAAAUAUUUUAUGA
Messenger RNA from Myodes glareolus (Bank vole), 969 nucleotides. The record is from RefSeq and is a predicted model, not a curated record. NCBI's taxonomy places the organism in Eukaryota, Metazoa, Chordata, Mammalia, Rodentia, Cricetidae.